CAUUUCCGGGAAGUGCGUCACACAACAUUGCAAGCUAGCUCCGAUCGAUGUUAGUAAAUAAACGUGAAGGCUAAUCUGAAACCAAACAUCAGCAAUGUAUAUUCAAUAAUUCGGUGCAGAUCGAAGUUAUGGCGGCGUCGCUGUUGCAGCAUCACGUUCGUCUUUGCACGAAAUAUCCAGGAGGCUUAGCAUGGACGUGGUCAAGGCGAAACUGUCACAUAUUAGCCAACAGGGCGACUGUCAACAAUGAGCGCUUACGAAAGAUGUUAUAUGCAAUGUCCGAGAGGACUCUAACUGGACAACCUGAAAAACUAAUCAAAAGUAUUCUCUUCAAACCAUUGAGCCCCACGUUGGCGGGACUCAGCAGAAAAUUAGUGUGGAACAACCUUCUUGAAAACCCAGUGGGUUUAGUCCAUUUAUUAGGGGCAACGUGCUACUUCAGUACAUCUGAGUCGAAACAAACAACAGAUAAAAAGAAUGAACCAAAAGGGAAAAAGCCAGAGGAAGAUGAAGAGGAAAAGAAACGGCGCGAGCAGGAGGACCAGAUGUACCGAGAGCGUCUGCGGACCCUUUUUAUAAUAGCGCUCAUCAUGAGCCUACUAAACUCUAUCAACACUAGCGGCGGUAACAUCUCUUGGAAUGACUUUGUCAAUGAGAUGUUGGCGAAGGGAGAGGUGUCACGGGUGCAGGUGGUUCCUGAAAGCGACAUUGUGGAAAUCUACCUUCACCCCGGGGCAGUCAUCUUUGGCAGACCUAGGCUUGCGCUCAUGUAUAGAAUGCAAGUCGCCAACAUAGACAAAUUUGAGGAGAAGCUGAGGGCCGCUGAGGAGGAGCUGCAUAUUGACACAAAGGAUCGGAUACCUGUCUCCUACAAACGCACUGGAUUCUUUGGAAACGCUGUGUACGCUCUUGGCAUGGCGGCAAUCGGCGUGGCUAUUCUCUGGUACAUCUUUCGUCUGGCAGGCAUGGGUGGCAGAGAAGGAGGCUUCAGUGCAUUUAAUCAGCUCAAGAUGGCCAAAUUCACCAUCGUGGACGGCAAGUCGGGGAAAGGUGUGAGCUUCAAAGAUGUCGCAGGCAUGCACGAGGCAAAGAUGGAAGUGAAAGAAUUUGUUGACUACCUCAAAAAUCCCGAACGAUACCUCCUCCUGGGAGCCAAGGUACCAAAGGGAGCAUUGUUGCUAGGCCCCCCGGGCUGUGGAAAAACGCUGUUGGCAAAGGCCGUUGCCACAGAGGCGCAGGUCCCAUUCCUGGCAAUGGCUGGCUCAGAAUUUGUGGAGGUCAUUGGAGGUCUGGGUGCCGCCAGGGUGAGGAGCCUGUUCAAGGAGGCUCGUGGCCGGGCACCCUGCAUCGUCUACAUCGACGAGAUUGACGCCGUGGGAAAGAAGCGCUCGACCAACAUGUCCGGCUUCUCCAAUACGGAGGAGGAGCAGACCCUCAACCAGUUGCUGGUUGAGAUGGACGGAAUGGGAACAACUGACCAUGUGAUUGUCCUGGCCUCCACAAACAGAGCGGACAUCUUGGACAACGCUCUGAUGAGACCUGGCAGAUUGGACCGCCACAUCUUCAUCGAUCUUCCCACCUUGCAGGAACGGAUGGAAAUCUUUGAACAGCAUCUGAAGAUCCUGAAGCUUACUCAACCGGCCGGCUUCUACUCCUUGCGCCUGGCUGAGCUCACGCCUGGCUUUAGCGGUGCCGAUAUUGCCAACAUAUGUAACGAAGCUGCCCUGCAUGCUGCCAGAGAGGGACACAAAUCAAUCGACACGUUUAACUUUGAGUAUGCGGUGGAGAGAGUCAUUGCAGGAAGCGUGAAGAAGAGUAAGAUCCUCUCCAAAGAGGAACAGCGAGUGGUCGCCUUCCACGAAUCGGGGCACGCGCUGGUCGGGUGGCUGCUUGAGCACACGGAGGCCGUCAUGAAGGUGUCUAUUGCGCCUCGGACAAAUGCUGCCCUGGGAUUUGCCCAGAUCUUGCCUCGUGACCAGUACCUGUUCACCGAGGAGCAGCUUUUUGAGCGCAUGUGCAUGGCUCUAGGAGGACGGGCUGCGGAAGCCAUUACCUUUAAUAAGGUUACAACAGGAGCUCAGGACGACCUGCGCAAGGUGACCCGCGUGGCCUACUCAAUGGUGAAGCAGUACGGCAUGUGCACAAGUGUCGGCCAGGUGUCCUUCCCCGAAACGGAGGAGCAGGGUGCCAUCGGGCGCCGACCCUUCAGCCAAGGCCUCCAGCAGCAGAUGGACCUGGAAGCGAAGAUGUUGAUCGCCCGCGCCUACCGCCAUACAGAGAAGCUAAUACUGGACAACAGAGACAAGUUGACAUUGUUGGCCAACGCUCUGUUAGAGCGGGAGGUGGUGAACUAUGACGACAUUGAGGCUUUGCUGGGUCCGUCCCCCCACGGGCCAAAGAAGAUGAUUGCUCCGCAGAGCUGGGUGGAAGCUCAGAGGGACAAGCAAGACACGGGCGAGGACGAAACACCGCCACCCGCACACGGACGCAACCAAGGCGACAUGAAUCCCGAGAUGACUUGAAGUGGGCGCCAGACUUGCUGCUGCCUUGUUUUUUUUUUAAUCGUUGGGUGUGCACAAUUCUAGCAAAUGCAUCUGAGCUGCAGACUGGAAAUAAGCAAAAAUUCUGCAAAUAGUGUUUGGAUGCAAACUGAACUCAAGGUCAAAGAUCUCUCAAGUUUGGAGUCAGCAACUGUUAAAUCUUUCAGGUGAAAGAAAAGUUUUUGUAAGUUUGCUUGAAACCUUUCAGUGGAGUUUGUAACUCAUUUUGUGCGACACGCUAAAAUGCUUGUUCGGCCUUUUUGGACAA
Syngnathus acus (greater pipefish) is the source of this 2808-nucleotide messenger RNA. RefSeq names its product SPG7 matrix AAA peptidase subunit, paraplegin (gene spg7). The transcript has 17 exons. Gene Ontology annotation, molecular function: ATP hydrolysis activity; ATP binding; metalloendopeptidase activity. Gene Ontology annotation, biological process: mitochondrial protein processing; protein-containing complex assembly. Gene Ontology annotation, cellular component: m-AAA complex; membrane. Lineage: Eukaryota; Metazoa; Chordata; Actinopteri; Syngnathiformes; Syngnathidae. The record is from RefSeq and is a predicted model, not a curated record. The coding region runs from base 129 to 2522 and encodes 797 amino acids.